Molecule: messenger RNA, 1068 nt
Organism: Camellia sinensis
Lineage: Eukaryota; Viridiplantae; Streptophyta; Magnoliopsida; Ericales; Theaceae
Source: RefSeq, a predicted model, not a curated record
CAACAUAUCUCUGUGAGUCACAGAGAAUCCAAUGCACCUUUUCAACUUCUCUGUAUCCAUCUUUCUCUGUUAUUUAUCUCCUCUGCGAGUUUUUCUACAAUCCCUUGCAUAGCUCUGACACCAAUGGAGACAAACGGCGUCGUUUUCUUCCACCAUCGUCGAUCGCCUUCCUCCGAUCGUUUCCUCGACGUCUUCUCUCCGCCCAAUUCGGACUCCUCCGCCUCCGGCGGCGGCAGCUUCUCUCUCACCGGCGACGAACUCAACGAAGCAGAAGUCUUCUGGACCGGCGAUUUCACCGAGCCAAACAGCCGGUCCACCUCCCCCACCUUCAAGAGCCAAAAUCACAGUCGACAGUCCUUCAUCGAACCGGAAAAUUUCGGCAUCCUCGCUGCAUUGCCGGAACAUCACCGGAAACCUAACCGCCCUGUACUGUACCGGAAACCUUCAAUCACGCCGUCGUCGCGGUUGUUUCCGGCGAUACCGAAACCUCCGCCGCAGGAGAGAGAGUACUCUCAGUCCGUACCGGCUCGGAAGUUUCAGCAAUCAGCUCCGGUUAGGGUUCCGAUCAUGCAGAAGAAGGUCCGGAACGUGGUGGAGUUGGAUGAUGAAGACGACGAGGAGAUGUUGCCGCCACACGAGAUCGUCGCGAGAGGAUCGGCGAGGUCGCCGAAGACCACGUUUUCGGUGCUGGAAGGCGCUGGGAGGACGCUCAAGGGAAGAGAUCUGCGUCAGGUCCGCAAUGCUGUGUGGCACACCACAGGUUUUCUCGACUGAGAACUUUCCAGAUUUUGGAUUAAUUUUGGUUUUUGGACUGAAAAGUGUUUUUUGUUAGCUUUCACAGUCUCUUAUAUAUAUAUAUAUGUAUGUAUGUAUUAAGUUUUGUGUUGAAUGUUGAACUGUGAUGUUGAAUAUGUCACAAGUAUCAUAGAAUUUUGCUGGGGGUUUGUAAUUGUUGUAUCAGUUUUACAGGUUUUGGGCAAUCGAUACUAGUUUAUGAAUCAUAUGAAAAUUUGAUGUGAUCGGAUAUAGAAAUUAGUGAAUACUUUUUGUUUUGUUUUGGUGGAGGCA